Paramecium sonneborni is the source of this 373-nucleotide messenger RNA. The record is from the annotation of a GenBank genome assembly. Lineage: Eukaryota; Ciliophora; Oligohymenophorea; Peniculida; Parameciidae.
AUGAAAUAACAAAAUGAUGACUCUUCUGAAUAUUACAAUUCAUCAGCCAAAAAUAUUUGUAUUGGGUAAUCCUACCAUAGUAUUUAGUUAAUUAAUGGAAACAAAGGUCCUAGCUAUAAAAAACUACCAUACUACUAGACUCACUAUUCAUGGUACAUUCCCAUCUAUCAAAUAAAAUAUUAAGAUCUACGAAGGCUCUUUAUUCAAAUCACCCAUACCUCUAAAGUACACUGCAAAAAUUGGAAAUAAAUAUUACACAAUCGAUUGUACCAAAGAGAGUUUAGAGAAAUUUUAAGAGGAAAUUAUCUAACAUUUUUAUGAACUAAAUGAGCCUCUUAAUUCAAUUGAAUUAAUUCUUUCUCCUUUUAGAUGA